CUAUCACAACAGUCACACGGUGCACUCCUGAGGGAACUAAAUUUCCUGCAGCACUGAUUGGACAAGCAAUAUAAUGUGAUCAUCUGCAGCCAGCGAUGGCCAAGCGGGCGUGUCAUAACUAUUUGAUAUCUUAAGUCUGAUGUGUCUUACCCUCCAUGGCAGAGGUUCUGUCGAACACCUGAGAACUCAGGUUAAGAAACCACUGCAGUCGGGUAGUAAUUGUCCUACGCCACCACCACAUGCCCCCCUUCAGGCUGGGCUCUGGUUACGGGUCUGGUUAUGAUUGUAUUAUUGUCAAUGUUUAAUGCUAUGUUUUCUGAUGUGUUAUUGUUAUUUUAUGCCAAACGUCCCGGAGAGCGCUUUGUUCCAGCUGCAGCUGUCAUUAAAGUGCUAUAUAAAUAAUGACGUAUUGUAUUGUAAUUUAUCGUCAUAAUAGUUGGCCUAUUCAUGAUCGACUCACUGCCAUCUGGCUACUUAUGUAAGCCCAGUCCAUUGCGGUCCCUCCCACCAGUGGGCAUGAUCACGAAGGAUUGGUGUGCUUCUGGUUGCACGUUUCAUUUUACUCGUGAAUUUGGUCUUCGAGCUCCCGCGAACAACAUAAGAGGACGCGGUAGCUAUUUUUUGUGCUGUCCUUUUCCUCAAAAUACCAUUGAUGUGUACCAGUGACGCCCGGAUUUAAAGUCGGCGAAGUGGGAAUAUGAGAGCUGGUUAGUUUGAGCUGUAAACAGGUGGCCGACAAUACCAAUCAUGCAGCAUCCUUUGGACAUUGGGGCGCUUUACUGUCCGGCGGAAAUUCAGCCCGAUCACGGGACGCAUCGCUACCGGAGUUUCAUGAUUGAAGAGAUCCUCACCGAUCACCAUCCUGAACACAAAGUUGGGGCUCCGACUCGAGAGCUCCUUAAAUUCGGAGUACACGCGCUCCUCUCCACUCGUGCAUUCCGUAACCAAUUGGCGUUAAAGGCUGACCAGACUAACCUUGUGAAGUUCCCCUUAUCCCCGCUGCCCUGCACACUGAGCUCCCCGUUCGGCUCGCCACUACUAUCGGCGGCCGCAAACCUUCAUGUCGGCGUGCCAUCGCACCACCUGCCUCUUGACCCUCACCUCCGGGGAAAAUUGGACCAUGGAUCUGACGGUACCGGCAAAAGCAAGAAGGGUCGCCGAAGUCGAACCGUGUUCACCGAAUUACAGUUAAUGGGACUAGAAAAACGCUUCGAGAAGCAGAAAUAUCUGUCCACCCCUGAUAGAAUAGACCUCGCGGAGUCUUUGGGUCUCAGUCAACUCCAAGUCAAAACGUGGUACCAGAACAGAAGGAUGAAAUGGAAGAAAAUUGUUCUGCAAGGGGGAGGUCUGGAGUCACCAACUAAACCAAAAGGCCGUCCAAAGAAGAAUUCGAUUCCGAGCAAUGAGCAACUCUCUGCAACUCUGCCCAAAAAAUCAAAUUCUGCCACCGAACGUCAGGCGGAAUGCUCGAGCUCUCAUUCCAAGAACACUCAGUCGGAAGGACUUCAUUGAUUCGUUCGAGCCCAGCGACACAAACUCAGAAUUCGAAUGCUGUGGUAAAGAUGAGCAGUGGUUCUCUUGAAGCUGGAGUUUUGGUGCCCUCUUUUUAAACAAAAAUCUCAGGACAACCUGAGCUGUACAACAUAUACUCCAGCAAAGUGUAUAUAUUGUAAGGAUUGCUGCCUUGCAUCGUUUCCUCUGAUGCACUUGUGACUAAUUGAGUGGACGAAAACGUUUGCAGUAUGUCUAUCAUCUUUACUUAGUGUAUUUCAUCUGUGUAUGUCAUGAAUAAUUAAUAAAUAUAUUUUCACUAAUAUCA
Messenger RNA from Hippocampus zosterae (dwarf seahorse), 1819 nucleotides. RefSeq names its product BARX homeobox 1 (gene barx1). The transcript has 4 exons. Gene Ontology annotation, biological process: regulation of DNA-templated transcription. Bases 748 to 1512 code for a protein of 254 amino acids. Gene Ontology annotation, molecular function: DNA-binding transcription factor activity, RNA polymerase II-specific; DNA binding. Lineage: Eukaryota; Metazoa; Chordata; Actinopteri; Syngnathiformes; Syngnathidae. The record is from RefSeq and is a predicted model, not a curated record.